UAAUUAAUGGUCCCCCUCCACCCACUAUUCCUUUGCAUUAUCUACUCCCACGUCAAUCCUGAGUAGAAAAAUCACCCCCCCCCCCAUAUUCCUCCGACUCAGAAUUCGCAUUCGUGUCGUCCUUAACCACUCAAGAGAGUAGAUACGGUUCUUGUGAGAAUUAGUCUACCUAAUGAAUUCCCUGUUUGGGAGGCUUUCAAGAGGGGAACUAUCGCAUAAAGAAGAGAUUUGGUAACGUGAUUGGUUGUGUGCUGUAUCUCUGCUUCUUUAUCUUACGUUUUGCUGCUUAUUAUAAUACUUUCCUUUGUGCAAUCUUAUUCAUUCUCUCCCAACCCCCUUCAAAAAUAUUAAUUCUCUCAAUUUCUUUUCUCGCGCAGUGGUAGUAAGUAAGCGAGGUGUUGGGAUGCAAAAAAGGAGAUAAUCUACCAGUUGUGUCUAUUAGAGUCCUUUUAUAUUUCUCACUUUUUGUUCUUGACUGCUCGAUUAAAACAACAGCCAACAUACCAACCAAAAAACGCUUGUGAAAUUUCAUUUCAAGUCUUCAAGUAUCCUUUCUCCACAACGAAUAAAGACAAAUGAAGUGACGGAAAAAGCUUUAAUUAGUCUCUCUAUAGACGCCAACACAUUCCUUUGUUACAUAUCAGCUUGAAAGUGAAGAGAGUUUCCUGAAAGUGAAGAUGGCAAUUUAUUGAGUAAUAUCCUGUGAAAUAUCAUUCCAUUUAUGUUCUACAAAGAACAUUUUAUGUGCCUUAGUUAUUUUUUUAACUUUUAGUUCACCUGUUGCCCAAAUAUUCUCUUCCCACUCAGAGAGGCGAUGGCUGUGAACUAAGACUAUUUCACACAGGUAGCUUACAAUUGCAUUUUGUUACUAAUGAAAUAAUUAUUACAUCACAGCACAACUUUGACUCCGGAAAGACAGUAAUUGAACGUAUUACAGUCGGCUGCGUUUUGUUAUUCCCCAGAGAUUAAAUCAGCCUACUUUGCCUACGGUGAUAUUUUGACCACAUUUUACUUCGUUACAAUGGGAAACAAAAAGAUUGACAAGACGCUCAUUUUCAAUUCGAAGGUUGGAAUGCAUUUGGCUAACAUGGAGAAGCUGAGUGGGAGUGUGAAGGCCACCAACACUGACGAAAACUUGGACCAGAUCAGAGUGCUGGCUGCCAAAAUACACCACCUCAUUAGCACAAAUGAGAAGUCCAAGCAGGACUGCAUGACGAAAGCUGUCGGUGGAGUGGCAAUCAUCAUACAAACACUUCAGAACUGCACAGAUCAGAAUGUGUGUGAACAGCUAGUGAAAAGCGUGACUGAGUUGUCCCAUAACAUGAAAAGAGCGAAGGACUUGGUCGCUAUGGGCAUGAUCCCGCCUGUGCUCUCAUGUCUCACCAGGACUUUCAACAGCAACUCCAGUUCGCAGGCACUACUUGUGGCCAUACAUGAGUUACUGGCUAAAUUGGGACCCAAAGACAAACGCUUCAGCACACGCUUCCGUCUGUCGGGGGCACUGGGGGUGAAUCUGUGUCUAGUGCGCAACUGCUCGGUCAACAGUUCACAACUCUCCUCUUAUCUGGUGGUGCUGCGGAUAGUCUCCGCCAAUUGCGCAGAUGAAACACAAUCGGCUAUAAAUUGUCAGCAACUGGGACGUAGUGGCGCCAUCAGCUGUGUCAUUCGUCUGGCAGCUGCGGCUGGGAAAAAGCACCCCCUCAUCAUUAGACAGGCUCUGGACAUCCUGACCAACUUGGCCAGAACGAGAGCCAACGUGAACAGAAUGAUUGGCUUCAGCGGGGUUCCCAUCAUGAUCACAAUUCAUUCCGAGUGGCACUCGACGGAUCUGAGAAACAAGCAGUUGACUUUGAGGAAACAGGCACUGACCUUGCUGAAGAUGAUGUCGAACCAUAAGACUGGAAGGAAAGCGCUUCAGGCUCUCGAUGGCCUCAGGAUUCUCUACGCCACAUCUUUUUCAUCCUUAGGAAACGCUGACUUAGAGCCUCUAAUUCAGCUGGCAGUUUAUAUCAUCAGACGGUGUGUGCCGCGACAGACGCUGCCUCUGAGUAAUCUCUUUUCUGCCUACCACUACAAACUGCCCAAUCAGUCCGAGUCAGCCGAGAGAGCUCUGGAAGAACCAUCACGAGAAACAGAUUUCGAAGAUGACGAUGAUGAUCUGGAUCUGACCGAAGAUGAGAACGCCAUUUCGUUCGUGCCUGCUACUGACGUAGAUCCCGACCUUUUUCUUGACGACGAAGACAAUCCGGAUCAAAUUCAAGGGCCACCCAAUGGCGAGUCCACUUCGGCUCCUCCGAACUCGAACAACGCACCUGAUCAACAGCCGAAUAACAAUGACCUUGACGAUGAAGAUGACGAAAAGGAAGCGGACGAGUAUUUUAGUGAUAAAGUGACCACGAGGUCACGCGAGGACCUCGAGAAUUGUUACAGUACGUUUUGCGAAGAAGCAGUAGGCUGGAUGUUGAAGCGAGCUAGAGAAGAGGUUUCCAGUCACAGUAAAAACCAGAGCGUAUGUUUUGACUGGUCCUCGGAUACGUUUGGAAGUUCAAAAACUGACAUUCAGCACAGCGAGGAGAUCACAGGCGGUGUGUUUAAGUCACUGUUCGCACGGGGCUCCACCCAAUCGGCCACUUUAAUUUCGACUGAAGAGGUGGUUUUGAAAGAACAGUAUGAAGUGUUGAAUAACUUGAACUUCACGAAAACAGAAGGCGUUUCGCUUGUUGGAAAAAAGAACAAUCGAUGUCAAUCAGAGCUUGGAACGGGCAAGAUUUCAGGAACGAAAAAACGAAGUCUGAACAAUACUUCGGUAUUAGGUUCAAGUAGUCAGUCAAAUAUGGGAUCCCUCAGUAGCUCUAGUUUCGCAUCAUCGUCGUUUUUGACUAGAUCGCUGCCCAAACUACCCAUAAACUCCCAUCAAAUGGCCCUUAGAGACCGACUCAUUAAGUCGACUAAAAAGACAUUACUUAAAUCGAAAUCGACAACAUCUUGCACCGACGGGUUCUCGUUCGGGUCUCAACUAGCACGACAUACGUCGACUUUAGGAGUUGCAGAUAACGGAAUAAAGUCAUCGUCGACAGAGAGUUCAUCGUCUAGUUCUUGGUACCCUUAUAUGAAUUACCCCAGCCCCGGUGGGUUUAAAAGUCAAUCAAAUACGGUCAGUAGUUCUCCGAGAUUCGAAAGAGAAGAGACGAGACCAAAAAUAGACAGCGCAGAGUUGCCUACACCGUACGAUGCGCCACAUAGAUACGCCAGUAUGGCUUGGAAUGCUUUAAGUGCGGUGCAGUUCCAGAAAGUUCCGAUUCCAGAAGCAUACGGUCAUCUUAGAUCGAAUGUAGUGGAAUAUUACAAAGAGGAAAAACCAGUGAUUGCUAGAUACAAAAUGUUUGAAGAUUUUGAGCGGUUUUUGUUCCCACAGUCAUUGAUUCAAGCUACAGUUUAUGACCUGGAGGAGCAGGUGGUUUCUGGGGGCAACGGCAGAAAACACGUAGAUUACUCCAGCAAGGUUCCCACAUUAGUGUUCUCGUCGGUGUUCGAGUGUGGCAACCUGAGAAAGGCGACUCAAGUGCGAGAGAGGGAGUACGACCUAGUGCUCAACACAGACACCAACUCGAGGUCAUUCACGCAGUGGUUCUACUUCGAAGUGGCCAACAUGCGAGCAAAUGUCGAGUACAGAUUCAAUAUUGUGAAUCUCGAAAAACCAAACAGUCAGUUCAAUUUCGGCAUGCAGCCCUUGACCUACUCUGUGCAAGACAUGCUAGACACUGGAAUUGGGCGCUGGCAGAGAUCUGGCUUCUCAAUCGGCUACUAUAAGAACCAGUUUAUCCGCAACGCAUCUGUCACCGGGGGCAAAAAAGGCUGCACGUACUACACACUCACCUUCUCUUUGCAGUUUCAGCAUUCGGAUGACAUUGUCUACAUCGCAUAUCACUAUCCUUUCUCAUACACAAUGAUGCAGGUGCACUUGGACAAGUUGGAGCGGCAAGCUGCUCAGAGAGGUGACAUCUACUUCAGACGACAGAGUCUGUGUCGCAGCAUAGCUGGCAACGACUGUCCACUACUCACAAUCACAGCCGCGAUUCCACAACACAACAAUAGUAACAAUAAUGGUAACAGCAGAAAUGGGAGUGGUGGUAGUAGUGGCAGUGGGAGUAAUAACCACGUGGGUCCAACUUGUCAGACUAGCGUGGACGAUGACGCACUGGCGAAUGUAUACAGCAACAUGCCAGUGAUCUUCCUGUCGUCUCGGGUGCACCCGGGUGAGAGCAACUCAAGCUGGGUGAUGGCAGGAACCCUGAACUACCUUCUAAGCGAAGAGGCCAGACCACUGCGCGAAUUGUACAUAUUCAAAAUAGUGCCCAUGCUCAACCCAGACGGGGUGAUCAAUGGAAAUUACAGGUGCUCGCUUACUGGACAGGAUUUGAACAGGGUCUGGUUGAACCCUUCUGCAGAGUUGCAUCCCACAAUUUAUCACACAAAGGGAUUGCUGCAGUAUCUGUCAGUGACUGGACGCAAGCCAUUUAUCUAUUGUGACUAUCACGGCCACUCUCGAAGGAAGAACAUCUUCAUGUUUGGAUGUAGCAACUCUUUAAGUUGGUACCCUGCUGACCUGCAGAAGGCAGAAAACGAGGACCAGGGCUACAAGGCGCUUCCGAAGCUGCUCUCGUAUAGUGCCCCCAGCUUCUGCCUGAUGAACUGCUGCAACAGUGUGGAGAAGGUGAAGGAGACGACUGCGCGCGUGGUUGUGUGGAGACACCUGCAAGUACUCAGGAGCUACACCAUGGAGAGCACUUUCAGUGGAUUCGACCAGGGACCUUAUAAGGGCACUCAAAUUGGAACUCGUGAGCUGGUGGAAAUGGGUGCCAAGUUUGUGGAGUCAAUGUCGAAGAUCCGCCUCUUGAUAGGCGACUCGAAGCUGCCUCGGAUCCCGACCGUUCCUCUGUUUGCUUCUCUCUACUCCACCCCCUCACCCUCUGAGAGGGGAAGUGGCAAUUUCCUCACCCAGUUGUCAGAGGAGAAUAUACUGGAUGCUGUUUCAUUGUCAUUCGAUACCUUGUCGGGCCCUGUACCUGAGGACAGCAGGUCGCAUUUGUUGACGCACGUGUUGAAGAACACGGAACUGGAUGGAAGAACGAAUGCAAGAGCAAAGAGUAGCAUCGAUUCUCGAGAGAGAAGGGAAGGAUUCUUUCUUGGAAAUUAUGGGAUACCCAUCCAAAGUCACCUUCAGAGGAGCUGCAAAACAAGCAUGGGAACGGACAGACAACCACAGAAAGAGACCGAACGAAGACUAGAGUCGGAUUUGGAGCGACUCAAAUCAGCACUGAGAAAACAACCAUCUUCGAGUUCAGCAGACGAAGCGACGAGACCCAAAUCACAUGCAUUUAACCUUAGACCGACAGUAGAUCAGAAAUUGAUCAUAGACCGCCAUCAUAUGCCGAAUUGCAGCUCUAAUAACACUUCUGCUGCACUAAACAACCCUUCUACGCUAAUGAAUGACACCAAUGGUACGACAGCAAAAACGAGUUCAAAUGCGAGUAAUUCUAACCAUGGAAUCAGAUCGAGAAAUAGUAGUGGUAAUAGUGAUAUUGUCUACCCUCCUAUGAGUUUCUACGAGGAAUCGAUGGAUCCCGAGAACUAUUCACCUAUUCCUCCGGCUUUGCGGUUCGUUUCAGAGAUACAGUCACGUGACAUCAAAGGCAAUCCCCCGACUACUCAUGGUCUUCCAACAUAUCCGGUGAAGUCUACGUUUAAGUACACAUCUAAUGCUACGCCUGGUUCUAAUUUGUCCUCGAAGUCCAAGACAGAAUUGGGUGGAACUUCAGGUGCGAGACAGAGCUCGUCAUUGAUCGGGGCAGGGCAGGCGGAUGGCAAAAUGGACGAUGUCUCCGAAUCAGUGAAUUUCGACUCGAGAAGCGCAUCAAUGAGAUACCAGAAUACAAAACUUUAGCUUCCUGAAAGAUAUUUACUGAUGCUAAUGACAGUGCCGGGUACCGAUGCAAAUAUCAACUGAGGAAGGCUUUUCGAAAACCUGUUACUGCGGUUAACAAAUUUAAAAAUUGUUAUAAAUUUGAAAAUGGUCGGCUCCGUUGAAAUAGAAAUCUAAGGCAUGUAUGAUAUCAAAAUUGCAUUGUUAGCCGAACAAAAUGCUUGAAACUCUUUUCGUUUAAACAAGAUAAGAAGUGAUGCAUGCAUGGCACGAAUAUCUCACAAACACACUGUUUUCACAGGCUUUGCUGGUAGCAUCUUCCGAGAAAAAUUGUAAACGUUGUUAAAAGUGUUUAUACUGAAGUGAGGUUAAGUAGCCGAAUUUUGAUAAAAUAUGAAUUUUAGCUCACUUGUGUCUCAAUUGAUUUCAAUCACCAGACAUAUCGUUGUGGUUUAAAACUCGCUGAAAUUUAUUGGUCGCAUUUAUAUUUUUAUAAAUAGCUCUGCAAAUAUUUUCGUAUUCCUACUAUGCGUUUGUACAUCUGCUUCUUAGUAACAACAGCUGUUUUAGUUUCUCCAACUUCGAGUUUUUUAUGCAUCUUGUGUAAAUUUGUAAAUAAGUUUAAAAGUUGGCCGAAAGUUUUUCUAAUAUUCUUUUUUUUUUGCUUUCCCCUUUCUCUAACUACUACCCUAGGCCAAGCUGAAGUGCCAAAAUUAACUUUGUUUUGUUUCACUGUUCUCGCUGUGUUGACUUUCAUUGUGCUUUCAAUUCAAAUAUUCUAUAUGUGCUUCAGAGGUAACUGAUGUAAAUAAGAAGUGUUAGUUCUAAAUGCUUAAUAAAAUUUACCUUACCAUUUUU
This is a messenger RNA of Symsagittifera roscoffensis, 6781 nucleotides long. Its product is annotated as cytosolic carboxypeptidase 1-like. The record is from RefSeq and is a predicted model, not a curated record. Gene Ontology annotation, molecular function: zinc ion binding; metallocarboxypeptidase activity; protein binding. Gene Ontology annotation, biological process: protein side chain deglutamylation; proteolysis. Bases 1022 to 5944 code for a protein of 1640 amino acids. NCBI's taxonomy places the organism in Eukaryota, Metazoa, Xenacoelomorpha, Acoela, Convolutidae. The transcript has 21 exons.